Molecule: messenger RNA, 953 nt
Organism: Brassicogethes aeneus
Lineage: Eukaryota; Metazoa; Arthropoda; Insecta; Coleoptera; Nitidulidae
Source: the annotation of a GenBank genome assembly
CAACGCUGCUGUCAAACGUCAAAAAUGUCAUCAGGCAGUAAAAUAAAAACAGAAGAAAUAAAACAUGAAGAAAACGCGGAGAAAAUCGUGUUUAAACCGAAAAAAACGUAAGCAAUUGAGGCAACGCAUUAAAACGGACGAAGACGAUGAGGAGGAGACCAUAAGUGAGGUUAGCACUAAAUUGGAGGGUUUAAAGGAGUUGCAGAACUUGCGUAAACGCCCUAAUGGAGUAAGCGUUGUGGGUUUGGCUUUGGGUAAAAAGAUAUCGCUGUCAGAUGAAGUUACUUCGAAAGAUCCGUAUAAAAUUCAGAGCGGGGGCAUGGUUAACAUGGACGCUCUGAAAAACGGGAAAGUUAAGCAAGUUGACGAUGCAUACGAUACCGGCAUAGGUACGCAGUUUUCAGCAGAAACAAAUAAGAGAGACGAGGACGACGAAAUGAUGAAAUUCAUCGAGGAUCAGCUGUCAAAACGCAAACAAAAGGGGGAGCAGAGUAGUGAUACAGACGAACUAAAUAAAAGUGCGUAUUUGAGUCCCGAGGAGGCUGCUUUAAGGGCUGUUCCCGAUCACUUGAGGGAAUCGUCUACGAAAAGAUCGGAGGAAAUGUUGUCGAAUCAGAUGUUAAGUGGAAUUCCCGAAGUUGAUUUGGGGAUUGAGGCUAAAAUUAAGAACAUUGAGGCUACAGAAGAGGCAAAGUUGAAAUUAAUAUGGGACAGUAAGAAUAAAAAGGAUGGGCCUUCUCAGUUUGUUCCCACGAAUAUGGCGGUUAAUUUUGUCCAGCAUAACAGAUUUAAUAUUGAUCCAGCCGAAAUAGCAAAUAAAAAAGCAAAAUUAGAGGCUGAGAAGGCAGAAAAAGCUAAGAAAAAGGAAGAUAAAGCCACAGAUGAUUAUCAUUUUGAGAGAUUUAAGAAACAAUUUAGAAGAUAAUUUUAAUAUUUAUUUUAGAUUAAAAAAA